Paramecium primaurelia is the source of this 510-nucleotide messenger RNA. NCBI's taxonomy places the organism in Eukaryota, Ciliophora, Oligohymenophorea, Peniculida, Parameciidae. The record is from the annotation of a GenBank genome assembly.
AUGUCUCAUUUUUCUGAUCGAUGCAAAACAGAUCCUGAUGAAGAUAGUGAGAUAAAACGUAAAAGAAAAUAGGUUUAACAAUUUAUCUAAAAUUCAAAAGAGGAAUAGAAAAAAAUGGCAUUUCUUUUUAAAAAAGACUUAGAUUUAUAAAGUUAGAAAAUAAAAGAAAGAAUUCAAAAAAGAAAUUUCAAAAAACCUAUUGCUAAAUCUUCAAGUUGUGGUGUCUAUAUGUCAAGCAAUCCUAUUAGUGAGUCUUAGUCAUUGGCUGAUACUGAAGAUUAUUAAGAGACUUUAUAUGAAGAUGCUUUAUUGGAAUUAGAUAACCAAAGAGAUGAAAAAAUCUAUAGAAUAGUUUAACAUUAUAACAAUUAAAUAAAUAAUCUAAGAAUGAUAGAUUAUACUGAAGAAACUCUACAACAAAUGUUACUUUAUGAAAAAAAAAAAUGGGAAGAAAUCUAAAAUAUAUAAGAAUAAUAUGAAUUAAUAAAGAGUAAUUAAUUAAAUCAAUGA